GAUUUUGGCAAAGAAGUUGAGAUGAUCUAUCCAAUAGCAGUAAUUCUUAUUGUCGCAUCACUCGACACAGUGAAAUCAGAGAUACAAUGGAAAACAGUCGAACUAAAUGAUGCAUAUGAGGGGUCACAACAGCAAUCAGGAAUUCCUCACAGUUUCGAGAGAACUGCAAUACAGUUCAAAACUGACAAUAACGACGACGACGCAUCUCAGUCACUCGACGUGGAUUUCUUUGUGGAAAAAGAAAGGCAAGGGGGGUUAACCGUGAACUUUCCUUCAGCUGGUAGUGGUAGUGGACCAGAUAAUUACUUGAUAAAACAUUGCAAGAACAAAGAGAGCACAUUUCCCGAGAACAUGCCGACUGAAGCUGAGAAAUUGUGGAGUAUUUUUGCGACCACAGGAGCAAAUCCGUCUUUUAAAGUCCAGGUCAACGGAGUGGAAGUGAUCAACGUACUCCUCACAGACGAUACAUGUGAUUACCCAAACUGGAGAAAUUUCUGGACACAAGAGAUUGGACUACUGAGAUUUAACUCAUGGCAGAGCGUGUUUGUCGGUUACCAUCUAGAUUCAUGCUAUUGGGGCCAUUACUUGGAUGCUGAUGCUGAUUGUCAAGAGUGUCCUGCAGAUCAUUGGAGUGCAGACGCCGGCGAUACUGCCUGCACACCUUGUCCAGUAGGAACUCACGUGGGCGUAGGAUUGGGAUUAGCUGAAAGUGACUGCACAGAGAACGGAGACGAGACAGAUGGAGACGAGACAGACGGAGACGAGACAGAUGGAGACGAGACAGACGGAGACGAGACAGACGGGGACGAGACAGACGGAGACGAGACUGACUCUGAACACAACUACUCUCAAUCAGUUGCCCACAAAUUGAGCGUUCUUCUUGUCGUUCUCCUGUUUGCUUCGAACAUGAACAUCUAAACUUGUUGCGGACUGCAGGGAUGGUUGAACAAUAAUGCAUGACGUUAGAAAAAUAUGAACUAAAACUUUUAAGCACGCGAUAUGAAUAUUUCAUAUAUAUAUAUAUAUCUAUCCAUAAAUUAGAACGGCCGACCAGGUUGAUUUUAAAUUUAAAACCCCGCCACCAAUUACGUCCGAUUUCUGAUAGCUUUUUCUAUUUUAGAUGCCCAAUUUGAUUCAAAAUUAUCGACAAGUAAUUUACGUUAACACGCUUGUCAAAAUC
Bolinopsis microptera is the source of this 1180-nucleotide messenger RNA. RefSeq lists its product as uncharacterized. The coding region runs from base 22 to 918 and encodes 298 amino acids. The transcript is spliced from 4 exons. Lineage: Eukaryota; Metazoa; Ctenophora; Tentaculata; Lobata; Bolinopsidae. The record is from RefSeq and is a predicted model, not a curated record.